AUCCCACAAGACUGCCAGCAUGUUGUUUCCAAUGCUGAUGGCGUUUCUGAUUGCGCCUGUUUUGGGUGCGGAUCCUUUCACCACCAGAGACGAAUUGCGGUCGGCAGCCAGAAAAUGGACGAACAAAGCUGAAAGGCAGGAUGUGGAGAAAAAACAUGGGAAGAUUGCUCAAUGGGAUGUUUCUUCUAUCUCGGACAUGAGUGGGAUAUUUGAAGGACUUGAAGACUUCAACGAAUCGAUCGGCUCAUGGAAUACAUCUGCUGCAACCAACAUGAGUAUGAUGUUCUUGAAUGCCAGGGCUUUCAACCGGUCCAUCGGACGCUGGAAUACUUCUGGCGUCAGAGACAUGAGUUUGAUGUUCUACAAUGCUUCAAAUUUCAAUCAGGAUAUUUCAUCCUGGGAUACUUCCAAUGUCCUUGAUAUGUGUCAGAUGUUCUGCUCUGCCAAGACUUUCAACCAGCCCAUCGGAAGGUGGGACACUUCCAGUGUGAGGGACAUGAAUGAGAUGUUCGCCUAUGCUGCAGCUUUCAAUCAGCCCAUUGGAAAAUGGACCACUUCCAAAGUCACCACUAUGCGUCAGAUGUUUCGUCUCGCCGAGGCCUUUAAUCAGCACAUCGGCUACUGGAAUACUUCCAGUGUCAAAGACAUGAUGGGGAUGUUCUUCCGUGCUUUUGCAUUCAAUCAGCCCAUUGGAAAAUGGAAUACUUCCAACGUCCGAGACAUGAGUCAGAUGUUCCUUUCGGCUUCGGUUUUCAACCAGGACAUUAGUGGAUGGAAAACUUCCAGUGUUACUGAUAUGAGUCGGAUGUUCUUUCAGUCCUAUGUCUUCAAUCAGUUCCUGUGGUUUUGGGACACUUCAAGAGUCACCGACAUGAGUGAGAUGUUCUAUGCUGCAGAGAAUUUCAACCAGCCCAUCAACAAAUGGAGCGUUUCGAGCGUUACCGACAUGAGAAGGAUGUUUGAAUAUGCUCAAGCUUUCGAUCGGCCGAUUGGCGAUUGGGACACUUCCAGUGUCCGCGACAUGAGUGGGAUGUUUGAACAUGCUCGAGCUUUCAAUCAGCCGAUUGGCUCCUGGGACACUUCCAGUGUCCGCGACAUGAGUGAGAUGUUCUCCUAUGCUAUGGCCUUCAACCAGGACAUUAGAGGAUGGAACACUUCCAGAGUUACUGAUAUGAGUAAGAUGUUCCACUUUGCUCUGGCCUUCAAUCAGCCCAUCGGACAGUGGGAUACUUCCAGUGUGACGGACAUGAGCACAAUGUUUCGAAAUGCGACAGCCUUCAAGCAGCAGUUGGUCUCUUGGGACACAUCGCAAGUAUGUGUGCGCCCUGAAAUGUUUCAGGGCGCCGAGAUCUUUGUGAAACCGCCCUGCCCAGCAGGACACUUCCCAGCGCAGAACCGCUUGGGCUGCGAACGCUGCCCUGCGGGGCGCUAUUCGGGUCAAGGAAAAGAGAGCUGUGAAAGCUGUCCAGCAAAUGCCGUCCCUUCACCAGAUCAAACUUCGUGUGAUGACUGUGACACCUAUCACUUUGCCAGCGAGAACGCCAUGACUUGUACAGCUUGCAACCCGCCCAUGAUGCUGAUAGAUGCAAAUUGUGUUUGGUGGCAUUUGCCUCUCUUGGCAGUGGUUGUGGCGGGUGUGCUUGUGGGAGCUCGAGUUUGGCUUUCUUAUCGGCGAGGGUGCAGGAAGAAGGAGAUUGAACAGAUCUUCAAGUUGUUGGAGACAGACUUUUGGGAUGGUGCUGCAAGUACAGCGCUUCGGCAUUGUACGAAUUUGCAGCGACUUGGAGUUCAUUGGGCCGAAGUGGAACGUCGAAUCGCGGCCAUUCGAAAAAAUCAGAGCGAAAAGGCAGGCGUCAGCAUGCGAUAUCUUCUGUCACCGGAAUUUCAGCAGUUGGCAAUACAACGUACUGGAAAGAGUGAUCCGACCUUCAUCGAGAUGCAAAGCAGCUUUUGGUUGGAAGACGCUCCGCUGGGCGGCAGCAUCAUUUGUCCCCGCGAUGGCCGACCAGGUUGUGCUUUGGUGGAUUGGAUCCACUGCGAUGAGCGCCGGGAACAAACCCACUUUUUGUCCUGGACCUGGAAAUAUCGCCUGCACCAGGUGACAAGUGCCUUGGGGAUGUACCGGAUGAAGACCUCUGCGAUCCCGGAGCAGGUCUUCUUCUUCAUGUGUUUCUUUGUCAACAACCAGUUCCGCAUCCUUCUGGAGCAGACACAGACGGGAAGCGCCGACCUUGAGACCGUCUUCGAACGCAACUUGAAACGUAUCGGACGCAUGGUGGCAAUCCUGGAUGGAUGGGAGAACCCCGUCUACUUCGAGAGAAUCUGGACGGUCUAUGAGCAGUUUGUUGCUUCAACCCUAGAUGUGCAGGUGUCCUUCGCGAUGCCACCGGCGUCGACCACGCAGAUGAAUGAGGAGAUCUAUCGUGGCAAGGUCGGCAUCAAGGCGGUAACCUGGUCACUGAGUCAGAUCGACUCGGCAAGUGCCAAGGCAUCGAAACCACAGGAUGAGGACUAUGUGAAGAGUUUGAUUGAUAGAGGCGUGGGAUUCGCGCACGUCGAUCACCACGUGACACAGGUGAUGGUGAAAUGGAUUGGGAAUGUGGUAGAGCGGCGAUUUCAGGAACUGGUCCAUGAUGCCCGACGGACAAGGAAUUUGACUCAGCUUUGCGCAAAUAUGCAGCUGGAGGAUUUGGACGAACAUGAUGAAAACAUGGUCGAGGCGGCAGAAUUCCUGUAACCGGCAACGGCAAGGUAAUGGCUCUUGAUUGGACCACUGGCUGUGGGAGUUGCUGGCAACGGGUUGGUUCAAGGGAAC
Molecule: messenger RNA, 2815 nt
Organism: Cladocopium goreaui
Lineage: Eukaryota; Dinophyceae; Suessiales; Symbiodiniaceae
Source: the annotation of a GenBank genome assembly